This is a messenger RNA of Cricetulus griseus (Chinese hamster), 518 nucleotides long. Lineage: Eukaryota; Metazoa; Chordata; Mammalia; Rodentia; Cricetidae. The record is from RefSeq and is a predicted model, not a curated record.
AUGUCAGAAAGCCAUGACCAGAUGUCUCAGGCUUUGUUAAACAAAGACUUGGUGAAAAGUAAGAAAAAGGCCUUAAUAAACAAGGAAACAAUAUGCCCUGGGAUUUUGGAAAGGGAUCCUCAGUUGCCUCCCAUCGGCUUUCGGGAUGCUUUUAUGGGAUCCCCACCAGAUCAGAGAAAACCGUGUUUUUUAACAACAUACUCCGAAGACUAUGUUCCGCAGUACAAUUACCCACCACCUGCUUGUCCUCGUCAAGAAGACUACUCCAUAGUCUACAGGAAGUGCCGUUCACAAUUCACAGACCUCAAUGGCUCCAAACGUUUUGGCAUCAACACAUGGCAUGAUGAGAGUGGGAUUUAUGCUAAUUCUGAGGCAAAACAGAAACUCUAUUCAUUGGCUGACAAUCCUAUUGUCCCACGUUAAAAGCAAUAUAUAAGCAAUCACUCUCUCAGGCGAAUGAAAAAUACCAAAUGUAGCAGUUAAUAUAUUCUUUUAAUAAACACAGUCUUCAAAUCUAA